AUGGCAUUACAUCCGGGUCAUGAGAUGAUAUUGAUACCGAGAAACCAUUCAAUGGCAUCCCGUGGUUUCAACCUUUGUUAUGAUGGUUCCUUAAAAUCAUCAGAUUUCCGUCAUAGUCACUCGCAAAGUCCUUCCUCAAAUCCACCUUUACAUUAA
Messenger RNA from Funneliformis caledonium, 156 nucleotides. The record is from the annotation of a GenBank genome assembly. NCBI's taxonomy places the organism in Eukaryota, Fungi, Glomeromycota, Glomeromycetes, Glomerales, Glomeraceae.